Molecule: messenger RNA, 1643 nt
Organism: Aricia agestis (brown argus)
Lineage: Eukaryota; Metazoa; Arthropoda; Insecta; Lepidoptera; Lycaenidae
Product: sodium-dependent dopamine transporter-like
Exons: 12
Coding region: 26-1609 (527 amino acids)
Biological process (GO): sodium ion transmembrane transport
Cellular component (GO): membrane
Molecular function (GO): glycine transmembrane transporter activity
Source: RefSeq, a predicted model, not a curated record
UUUCAAGUUAAGUUUGUCUUGAAAUAUGAGUGAAAGUCCUAGUUCUAACAGCCAUACGAAGACGACAACAGAAAGUGCCACUUCGUCGUCUACUGAGAAUUUGGCCCAAGAUCGCUGGACGAACAACAUAAGCUACUCCCAGUUAGUCGCUUCAUCAUGUAUCAGCAUACUCCAGCUGUGGUGGCAUCCUUACAUCCACGACCUACAGAGGCUGUUGCCGUUCGUGCUGCUAUACAACGUGUUCAGUGUAGUGCUGGGUUAUCCCCUAUUGUACCUAGAGCUCGCUAUUGGAGCUGUUACCAAGCAGAGUGCGAUGAAAUGCUGGGAUAUGGCGCCGAUUGGGAGAGGUAUAGGUAUCUCCAUGCUGCUAUCCUGCGCUAUCACCGCACUAUCGCUAGGCGCGGUCUGCGCCUGGUGCUUGGCGCUACUGGUGCACUCGGCGCACGUGUUCCUGCCGUGGUUGCACUGCGCCGCCGGCUCCGCCCCCUGCGCCGCCCGCCACCGCCCCCUACCGCCCGGGGCGGACACGCCUGCGCAGAGCUUCGUACUUAACUUCGUGUUACACCUCAAGCGUGAUGGUCUACGUGGUGGGCUGGGCAGCAUAGUCCCCGAGCUGACGGUCUACCACGUCAUAUCCUGGAUGCUGGUAUACCUCGUCGCCUGCAAGCGGAUAUAUAGCUACUCCAAGAUGGUUCUCUUUAAGGAUGUAUUGGCGUUUUUCAUCGUGACGUGUUGUUGUGUGGGAGUGUUCAGACUGAAAGGCGCCGGCCGAAUGUUCGCCGAGUUCCGCUGGAGUGUGCUGUUUGACAGUUUUCAGUUCUGGCGCGAAGCUCUCGAGUUUUCUCUCGUGCAGCUCUCUGUAUCUCAGGGCACACUCAUCAUGCUAGGGGCCAUGGCCCCCCGGCAGCCCCUGGGGCGACCAGCGGCUCUUACAUUUCUGGCCUCUAAGCUGGUCUGUACAGGGGCCGCGCUAGUAUUGGGCGCGGCGCACGGCGCGCUGUAUUAUGACUAUGAUGCGGAACCUAAUGUCAUGAAAGGGGCGGCGUCAUCUCUAGUGCUGUGGGCGGAUCUGUCGGCGCGGUUGGGCGGGAGUCAGUUUUGGGCGGCGUUAAUAUUCCUCACGCUGUUCACACUGGCGGUGUCACACACCGCGCUGCUAGUCCAGACGCUAAUGUCAGCGCUGACGGGGUCUGGCGUGCGCCACAUCCGCUGGGCGCUGCUGGUGCUGCUGUGUGCGAUGUUCUGCUUCACCGGCAUCAUGACGCUCUGCACACAGGGUGGUAUUUACGUAAUGGACAUGCUAUGGUGGGCUACCCGCGCGCGGCCGCUACUAUCGGCGUGUGCGGCGGCGGUCGUGCCGCGCGCGUUCUGCGAGCGCGUGUACGAUGCGACAGGUGACCACCCGCCGCCCGUGGUCAGAGCUGCCUGGGUGAUGGCGCCGCCUGUGCUGCUGUUAUUCUUCAUAUCGAGCAUGUGGUCCGGCGAGGGGGCAGCGGGGGCGGCGGGCUGGUCUCUGGUCGGCGUGACGCUGCUGCCCGCCGCGGCGUUCGCGUUGCUAUACCUCGUGUUCAAGUGUAGAGUCAGGAACAUCGUGAGCGAGGAGAAAUGAAAUAUACUGUCUAUAAUUAUUGAUGAUUAUUGUA